AUGGCUUUCCUUGUGGAGAGGUGCGGGGAGAUGGUGGUGUCCAUGGAGAUGGGCUCGGGGGCGGCGGGGGCGCACGGUGCCGGCGGCGUUGCUGGGAAGCCGGUGCCGGCGCCGUUCCUGACCAAGACGUACCAGCUGGUGGACGACCCCUGCACCGACCACAUCGUGUCGUGGGGGGAGGACGACGCCACCUUCGUCGUCUGGAGGCCGCCCGAGUUCGCCCGGGACCUCCUCCCCAACUACUUCAAGCACAACAACUUCUCCAGCUUCGUCAGGCAGCUCAACACCUAUGGAUUCAGGAAGAUAGUGGCCGACAGAUGGGAGUUCGCCAAUGAGUUCUUCAGGAAGGGAGCAAAGCACCUCCUCGCUGAGAUCCACCGGAGGAAGUCGUCGCAGCCGCCUCCGCCGUCAAUGGUGCCGCACCAGGCCGCGUACCACCACCACUACCACCUCGGCAACACCUUCUCGCCACCGCCGCCUCCACCGCCGGCGGCUCAUCAUCACCAUCACCCGGUGUACCAGCACUUCCAAGAAGAGCCAGCGGCCGCGGCCACGUCGCACGGCGGAGGCAACGGCGGCGGCGACUUCCUGGCGGCGCUGUCGGAGGACAACCGCCAGCUGCGGCGGCGCAACUCGCUGCUGCUGUCGGAGCUGGCGCACAUGAAGAAGCUCUACAACGACAUCAUCUACUUCCUGCAGAACCACGUGGCGCCCGUCACGAGCCCCUCGUCGGCCGCGUUGCAGCGGCACCCGCCGCUCCCCGGCGCCGGCGCGGGGGUCGCCGCGUCCAACUCGUGCAGGCUGCUGGAGCUGGACAUGGACGUGGACCGGGACUCGCCGGCCGCUGAGGAGGACGACACGGUGAAGCUGUUCGGCGUGGCGCUGCACCACGGCAAGAAGAAGCGGGCGCACCGCGAGGAGCGCGGUGACGUCGUCGCCCAUGAUCUCGGAAGCGAGGUCUAG
Molecule: messenger RNA, 963 nt
Organism: Triticum turgidum subsp. durum (durum wheat)
Lineage: Eukaryota; Viridiplantae; Streptophyta; Magnoliopsida; Poales; Poaceae
Source: the annotation of a GenBank genome assembly